Molecule: messenger RNA, 1572 nt
Organism: Diaporthe amygdali
Lineage: Eukaryota; Fungi; Ascomycota; Sordariomycetes; Diaporthales; Diaporthaceae
Product: nuclear localization sequence binding protein
Exons: 4
Coding region: 1-1572 (523 amino acids)
Cellular component (GO): cytosol
Molecular function (GO): mRNA binding
Source: RefSeq, a predicted model, not a curated record
AUGGGUAAAACCAAGGAGGCAAAGGGCAGCAAGACCAAGGCCGAGAAGCCUUCGGUUGUCAAGGCUGCCGCUGUCACCAAGUCCACAUCAACCCCCAAGGCUAAGGCUAAGGCCGCAGCCCAAGAGAUUGCUAAGAAGGCCACUUCUAAGAAGUCCAAGAAGGAGGAGUCCUCUUCUGAGUCCAGCUCUGAGUCCGAGUCCGACGACUCCGCUUCAUCUGACUCUGAGUCCUCUGAGUCCUCCGAGUCUGAGGAGGAGAAGCCCGCACCCAAGGUCAAUGGCAAGAUCAAUGGCAAGGUCAACGGCAAGGUGAAUGGCAAGGCCAAGCCCGCUGAGUCUUCUGACGACUCCGAGUCCUCGGAGGACGACAGUGACGACAGCGAUGACAGCGACGAUAGCGACAAGGAGACACCUGCCAAGGCCAAGGCCGCCCCUGCUGCUAAGAAGGCUGCCGCUGCUGAGUCGUCUGACUCUGACUCUGACUCCUCCGACGAUGAGAGCGACGAGAAGCCUGCUGCCGCUAAGAAGGCUGAUAGCUCCGAUGAGGAAGACAGUGAUUCCUCCGACUCUGACAGCGAUGAGGAGACAGCUAAGCCUGCCGCCGCGAAGAAGGAUGCUAAGAAGGCCAAGGAGUCCUCUGACUCCGACUCUGACGAUUCUGACGACUCCGACUCCUCUGACUCCGACAGCGAGUCAGAGGAGACCGAGGCACCAUUCGCCGCCAAGAAGCGCAAGGCUGAGGAGGCUGCUGCUGAGGCCCCAGCGAAGAAGAACAAGACGGAGGAUGCUUCUUCUGAGGAAGGAUCCACCCUCUUUGUUGGCAACCUCAGCUGGAAGGUCGACGACGACCUUCUCUACAACGAGUUCCAGAACUGCAAGGGUAUCACAAAUGCUCGCAUCAUCACUAGCCGCGAUGAUGGCCGCCCUCGAGGCUUUGGCUACGUCGACUUCGACUCUGCUGAGAACGCCCAGGCCGCUCUGGAUGAGAAGCAAGGAGGCUACCUCGACGGCCGCGACAUGCGUCUUGACAUUUCUAGCGGAAAGCCCAAGAACGACCCCGCUGCCCGUGCCGGUGACCGCGCCAAGAAGUUCAAUGACGAGAUGAGCCCCGAGAGUGACACUCUCUUCGUUGGUAACCUAUCCUUCCAAGUUGACGAGGAGAGUGUCUCCGCUUUCUUCGCCGACAUUGCUGAGGUGAAGAGCCUUCGUCUGCCUACUGAGCAGGAAACUGGACGGUUCAAGGGUUUCGGAUACGUCUCGUUCCACUCCGUUGAGGAUGCCAAGAAGGCCGUCGAGCAGCUCCAGGGCGCCGACCUUCAGGGUCGUGGAGUCCGUCUGGACUAUGCUAGUGGCCGGCCAGAUAACGGUGGUGGCGGCGGCCGUGGCGGCGGUCGCGGUGGAUUUGGCGGUGGCCGUGGAGGUGGCCGCGGAGGUCGCGGUGGCUUCGGAGACCGCGGCGGACGUGGCGGCUUCGGUGGCCGUGGCGGCGGACGUGGUGGAUUUGGAGACCGUGGUGGCCGUGGAGGCGGCCGUGGAGGCACCGCCUUCCAGGGCAAGAAGAUCACGUUCUAG